AUGGAAAGUCACUCCUUUGAUUCUCACUUCAACAUUCUCAGCUAAAAAUAAUGGAAUGAAAAACAUAGAAAGAUGCUUUCAUUGAGAGUUGAACUCAAGACCUCCCGCUUACUAAACGGGUGCUCUAACCAACUGAGCUAUGAAAGCAUUGUUGCUGAUACUCUUACCCGAAUCUAUUUUAUUAAAACCGCUCAAACCAACACAUAUGGGCUUUCGAAAACUACACCACACCAUUCUUUCCCACUUCCAUUACCAUCAAUUGAACAUGAAGGAGUCGGGUGCCCAUGGCAUCCUACAGCAGCAACAGCACCACCAGCAGAUGUCUCCAACUGCUAGAGAAAUGCAAGAACAUGAAGCACUUGCAGCAAGCUCACGCCCAAGUCUUCACAUCUGGGCUCGGCAGCAACAGCUUUGCUUUGAGCAGGCUCUUGGCCUUCUGCUCGGACCCACGCCAUGGAAGCCUCUCCCAUGCUUGGAAGCUCUUCCAACACAUCCCACAGCCCACAGUCUGCAUCUACAACACAAUGUUGAAAUCUUCACUGCUCAGAAAUGAACUCAUCCUGACCGUCAAUGUGUUUACCAAGAUGUUGCAGAACGGGAUGUGCCCAGAUAAUUAUACCCUCCCUUAUUUGUUAAAGGCUUGUGCGAGGAUGCAAAGGUCUUGUCUUGGGGAAUUGGUUCAUGGGUUCUGUUUGAAAUUGGGUUUUGUUUCUGAUAUCUUUGUGGGUAAUUCUCUGGUAGUCAUGUAUUGUGCGUUUGAUGAUAUGAAGGGUGCACGGUACGUGUUCGACGAAAUGCCUAGCUUAAGUGUAGUUUCAUGGACGGUCAUGAUUUCUGGGUUUGCAAAGGUGGGCGAUCUUGACAUGGCGAGAUUGUUCUUUGAUGAAUCUCCGGUGAUGGACAGAGGAAUAUGGGGUGCCAUGAUUUCUGGGUAUGUGCAGAAUAGUUGUUUCAAGGAAGGUCUCUAUUUGUUCCGGUUGAUGCAGUUUACUGAUAUAGAACCUGAUGAGGCAAUUUUUGUGAGUGUUUUAUGUGCGUGUGCUCAUUUGGGAGCUCUGGAUACUGGGAUUUGGAUUCACUCGUAUUUGAAUCGGCUUCGGUUGCGGUUGAGUGUUCGUUUGAGCACGGGUCUUAUCGACAUGUAUGCUAAAUGUGGGAGAUUGGAGUUGGCUAGAGGACUGUUUGACGAAAUGCUGCAACGAGACACGGUUUGCUGGAAUGCGAUGAUUUCGGGAAUGGCAAUGCAUGGAGAUGGCGAAGGUGCACUUGAACUGUUUAGAGAGAUGGAAGAUGCUAGGGUUAGGCCAGAUGAUGUUACUUUCAUUGCUUUGUUUACUGCUUGCAGUUAUUCCGGCAUGGCAGAUGAAGGAAUGAAGGUGUUUGAUAAAAUGCAUAGGAUAUACAACAUUGAGCCGAAAAGCAGACACUUUGGAUGUAUUGUUGACCUUCUAAGCCGCGCUGGGCUCUUCGAAGAAGCAAAGGGGAUAAUUGAAAGAAUACCCACUUCAAGUAAACCCUCCGAAGAAGCAGUGGCUUGGAGAGCAUUUCUCAGUGCUUGUUGCAAUCAUGGACAAGCUCAACUAGCUGAGGUCGCUGCGGAGAAGCUCUUUCAGCUGGAAAGGCACAGUGGGGUCUAUGUCUUGCUCUCGAAUUUAUACGCAGCUUCGGGGAAGCAUGGUGAUGCCAGAAGAAUGAGGAAUUUGAUGAGAAACAGAGGAGUAGAGAAGGCUCCGGGUUGCAGCUCGGUCGAGAUCAAUAGGGCAGUUCAUGAAUUCAUUGCGGCGGAGAAAACUCACCCGAAAAUGGACGAAAUUCAAUUAGUUUUGGAGACCAUAAAAAAGCACUUGGAUUUUUCAGGCAGCGAUCAAUAUUUGUUUCUAGUUGACAAGACUUAAAUCAAAGCUUUUAUGUUCGA
Pyrus x bretschneideri (Chinese white pear) is the source of this 1915-nucleotide messenger RNA. RefSeq names its product pentatricopeptide repeat-containing protein At5g66520-like. The transcript has a single exon. The coding region runs from base 285 to 1895 and encodes 536 amino acids. Gene Ontology annotation, biological process: RNA modification. Gene Ontology annotation, molecular function: protein binding; RNA binding. Lineage: Eukaryota; Viridiplantae; Streptophyta; Magnoliopsida; Rosales; Rosaceae. The record is from RefSeq and is a predicted model, not a curated record.